Molecule: messenger RNA, 4383 nt
Organism: Alexandromys fortis (reed vole)
Lineage: Eukaryota; Metazoa; Chordata; Mammalia; Rodentia; Cricetidae
Gene: Phkg1
Product: phosphorylase kinase catalytic subunit gamma 1
Exons: 10
Coding region: 1917-3083 (388 amino acids)
Biological process (GO): glycogen biosynthetic process; protein phosphorylation
Cellular component (GO): phosphorylase kinase complex
Molecular function (GO): calmodulin binding; ATP binding; phosphorylase kinase activity
Source: RefSeq, a predicted model, not a curated record
UGGGGGCCUUGACUGUCUUAACUCACAGAUCUGCCUUCCUCUUCCUCUUUGAGUACUGGGACUAAAGUUCUGUCUGUGUGAAGUCUUACUUAACCUUUUAAUGGAAGGGUACAUUUUUGUUAACCUUUAGCACGCACUAAUGUUAGGGACUGUGUGUGACAUUUGGUGACAGCAUGCUUUCCUAGCAUUCACCGGGCCCUGGGGCCUGUCUUCAGCCAUGUCAACAGGUCAAGUGGGUAAGUGCUAAGCAAGACAUACUACAGGGCGGGCCUCCUGUGUGUGUCACUGCACUAAGGAACCCCCUCCCCCCCCUUUUUUUUCCUAGUCAGGAUUUCUCUGUAACAGCCCUGGCUGUCCUGGAACUAGCUCUAUAGACCAGGCUGUAGACCUUGAACCCAAAAGAUCUGCCUGUCUCUGCCUCCCGAGUGCUGGAAAUAAAGGCGCACACUCCACCCACACACACAUUGAAGCCUUUUUGUUUUGUUUCCCUUUGAGAUAGGGAAAGCCCUAUGUAGUCCAAAUCGGCCUGACUAUCCUGCAUCGACCUCCCAAGUGCUGGGAUUAGAGGCCUGUGCUGCCAUCCUCUGUACAAGUAUUUUCUCUGUUUGGAUAUUUCUACUUGCAAAAUUAGGCUACACACCCUUUAUGCUUGGUAUUAAAGCUCCUUGGGAAAGCUCAUCCCAGUGCUGCUCCAAGCUCUAGCCUUAUUCUUCAGGGAAUGCUCCAGGUUUAAACCAGACUGGGCAUGGUGGUCCAUGUAAUCCCAGUACUUAGGAAGCAGGCAAGAAGACUGGAACAAGUUUGAGCCAGUCUGUCUCACACGUGGCUGAGUCAAAAGUAGCACUCAAUCCGAAGAGAAGUAAAAGGUCAUUGCCAUGCGUGGUGGUGUCUACUGGUAAUCCCAACACAGGAAGGCAGAGGCAGGCGUGCAGAUUAAGGGUAGUCGGGGCUGUGUAGCAAGACUUUAAAAACAACAGUGUGCUCCUUUCAGAGUUGGUGUUUCCAGGCCCUAGAGAUGGAUGGAUCAUGUUGAACACUUGCUGCUCUUUCAGAGGACCAGCGUUCAGUUUCCCAGACUCAUACUGACUCACAAGAGUCUAUAACUCCAGGUCCAGGGGAUCCAAUGCCCUUUUCUGACCUCUGAGGGUGUAAGACAUUCCUGUGGUACACACCGCCAGCCAAAGAUCCAUACACAUAAUUUGUUGGUUUGUUUUUCCAGACAGUAUUUCUCUAUGUAGCUCUGACUGUCCUGGAACUCGCUUUGUAGGCCAGACUGUCCUCGAACUCAAGAGAUCCUCCUGCCUCUGCCUCCCGAGUGCUGGCUGGGAUUAAAGGUGUGCACCACCACCACCUGGCACCAUACAUAAAUCUUAAAAAUAACAAAAAGCAGCAGGAGAACUGGUUCAUCCAGUAAGGUCGUACGCUGCUUCUCCAGAAUUUGAUUUCCAGCACCCACAUCAGGUAGCUACAACAAUCUAUAACUCCAGCCCCAGGGAAAUCCAGCACCUCUGCCCUCUCUGGGCACAUCAUCCAUGUGCGCAAAUACACAUAAUUAAAAUGAAAGGCUUUGCUGAUCCCAAGCCACCCGAGCUUCCCCUAGCCUCCACCAGGUGGUAGCCCUGAUGCUGUUUUGCCCCAGUCCUCUCCCUCCUGGUCCUUGGCCUGCAUCCCGGGUUUGCAGUUGUGGUUUAUUUUUGGCAGGCCAGCCUUCCAUCACCAAGUACCAAGCCGCAGAAGUAGAAAAAGAUAGCAACUCCAAGCGUAAGUGGCUGCUCACGCCGCCGCUUCAGUCCUUCACGAUCCCCAGUCUCCCUCUGAAGGGCUCCAGGACCUUGGAAUUCUUGUUAUCUUCAUUUAAGAGCCUACAGGGCAUAACGAGGCCCUUGAGGUCCCCCUGAGACCUACCUGACCUGAGCAUGACCCGGGAUGAGGCUCUCCCUGACUCCCAUUCUGCACAGACCUUCUAUGAGAACUAUGAGCCCAAGGAGAUUUUGGGCAGGGGAGUCAGCAGUGUGGUCAGGCGCUGUAUCCACAAACCCACCUGCCAGGAAUAUGCAGUCAAAAUCAUCGACAUCACAGGCGGAGGCAGCUUCAGCUCCAAGGAGAUACAGGAGCUUCGGGAAGCCACACUGAAGGAGGUGGACAUCCUGCAGAAGGUCUCUGGACACCCCAACAUCAUACAGCUGAAGGACACUUACGAGACCAACACUUUCUUCUUCUUGGUAUUUGAUCUGAUGAAGAGAGGGGAGCUCUUUGACUACCUCACUGAGAAGGUCACCUUGACUGAGAAGGAAACCAGAAAGAUCAUGCGAGCCCUGCUGGAGGUGAUUUGCACCCUGCACAAACUCAACAUUGUCCACCGGGACCUGAAGCCGGAGAACAUCCUUCUAGAUGAUGACAUGAACAUCAAGCUCACAGACUUCGGGUUUUCCUGCCAGCUGCAGCCAGGAGAGAGGCUCCGAGAGGUCUGCGGGACCCCCAUUUAUCUGGCCCCUGAAAUCAUCCAGUGCUCCAUGGACGACAGCCAUCCUGGCUAUGGGAAGGAGGUGGACAUGUGGAGCACUGGAGUCAUCAUGUACACACUCCUGGCUGGCUCCCCACCCUUCUGGCACCGGAAGCAGAUGCUGAUGUUGAGGAUGAUCGUGGAUGGCAAAUACCAGUUUGGCUCACCUGAAUGGGAUGACUACUCAGACACAGUGAAAGACUUGGUGUCUCGCUUCUUGGUGGUGAAACCCCAGGACCGCUGCUCGGCAGAGGAGGCUCUGGCGCACCCCUUCUUCCAGCAGUACGUGGUGGAGGAAGUGCGGCACUUCAGUCCCCGAGGAAAGUUCAAGGUGAUCUGCCUAACCGUGCUGGCCUCGGUAAGGAUCUACUACCAGUACCGUCGGUUGAAGCCCAUAACCAGGGAGAUCGUCAUCCGAGACCCCUACGCCCUGAAGCCUCUCCGUAAGCUCAUCGACGCCUACGCUUUCCGAAUCUACGGUCACUGGGUGAAGAAAGGGCAGCAGCAGAAUAGAGCCGCCCUCUUCGAGAACACACCCAAGGCAGUGCUCCUCUCCUUGGCAGAGGAGGAGGACUUCUGAGGGGUAGUAGGACACCCCAACUGUGGAGUCCCCAAAGAGUUCUCUGUGUCGUUGCAAGUGGCCCUACUCUGUGCACCCCACUAAAAGCACAGGGUGUUCCCAUUAAACAGCAGUAAUUACAGCUAGGGCUGGGUGUGGUGGCCUGUGCCUGUUGUCCUGAGGCAAUAGGAUCCCAGGUUCCAGGACAGCCUAGUGAUGGUUGCUUCAAAAUAAAAACUGGGCUGGGAAUGUAACUCUGUGGUGAGUGUAAGGCCCCAAGUUCAACCCCUGGUAUGACAAAAGUAGAUAGAUAGAUAGAUUAAUAGAUAGAUUAAUAGAUAGGUGAUAGAUGAUAGAUUGAUAGAUAGAUCGAUCCAAUGCAGCAGAGGCCGUGCCAGGCAGGAGUGGGAGGGCAGAGAGCACAUGUGCUUUGGGAGCUAGAGGCCUCCUGGCUUCUCUACUGUGCACCUUCACCAUGGUCUUGGGUUCUUUCUCCUUUUUAGACUUAUGUAUUUUGUGUGUGCUUCAUCCAGCUGUUUAUUAUGUGCACCCCCUGCCUGCAGUACCUGUGGAGGCCAGAAGAGGGUGUCAGAUGCCCUGAAACUGAAGUUCCGGAUAGUUGGGGACAUGUGGGUGGUAGGAACUGAACCCCUCUUCUGCAAGCACAAGUUCUCUUAAAUGCUAAGCCAUCUCUCCAGCUCCUGUCUCAGUUUCUUUAGGGGCCCAAGGUUACUGAUAAUUGAGGAAGUGGAGGCAGGAUGAUCAGGAGGAGCUCAAGGCCAUUCUUGGCUACACAAGGAGUUUGAGGCCAGCCUGCACUAUAUGAGACCCUGUCUCAAACAAUUUAAAAAAGUGGACUUUGCUGGGCAGUGGUGGCGCACACCUUUGAUCCCAGAACUCGGGAGGCCCAGGCAAAUCUCUUUGAGUUCAAGGCCAGCCUGGUCUACAGAGUGAGUUCCAGGGCAGGCUCCAAAGCUCCAGAGAAACCCUGUCUCGAAAAACAAACAAACAAACAAACACCCAAACAAACAAAAAAAUCAAACCUUUCCGAUACACAAAUGCAGAGUUUAUUGACUUCAUGAUAUCCAUCGACACCAUGGGAACCAGUGCUUCUCCAGAGACUGUUUGCAUGUUUGCAGAGGUACAUGGAAGCCCCUAUAAUAUUAACACCCAGAGGAGAAGCUUAUGGCAUUUGCCCUCCUAGGAGAGCUUGAAACUUGUUACUCCCACAAUGCACAGCUUCACCUGGUAAAUUAUUUGCUCUACUACAGUGUUUUAAUACUGGGCCCUGUGUAUAACUGCAGCACUCAGGAAGCUGAGG